AUGUGUACACAGUGCAUCAGCCAGCAGAAGGCUUCAUGGUCAUUGCGUGUCCCUUUCACAAUUUGUGUAUUUUCUGGAGGCGUGUUGUCUCAAGCUAAGGAAGGCUGUCGUGAGCUGGGACCAGCCGUAGAUGGCGUUGCAGCCACUAAUAUAGGUGAGCCUUCCACGCAAAUGGCGUUGAAGGCAUUCCACGAUGCUGAUGUAGCGUCCAUGAACAUCCCACAAGGAGUACCACGAAUCAAGGAGAUAAAUAACGCUGUCAAAGCCGUGAGUUGGUAUUCAUUCCCUCCUGAGUCUUCAUCGUUAUGUUAG
Molecule: messenger RNA, 312 nt
Organism: Ostertagia ostertagi
Lineage: Eukaryota; Metazoa; Nematoda; Chromadorea; Rhabditida; Trichostrongylidae
Source: the annotation of a GenBank genome assembly